This is a messenger RNA of Colletotrichum truncatum, 783 nucleotides long. RefSeq lists its product as uncharacterized. The record is from RefSeq and is a predicted model, not a curated record. NCBI's taxonomy places the organism in Eukaryota, Fungi, Ascomycota, Sordariomycetes, Glomerellales, Glomerellaceae.
AUGGAGCGACUCCCCGAAUACUACUCGCACGACGAAACCGUCGAAGGCAUUACAUCGUUCUACGAACUUAUGCUGCGAAUUCACGGAGAGGAUAUGGCAAUCCUAGAACGUCCGCCGCCAACUGGCUGGCCGCAAAUUACGGUCGAGUCCUUUGCUGGCCUCGGUAAAACAGAAGAAGUUAUCAAACUCUUGCGACAUAUUCCAUACUUGGUGACUGGCCCUGAUGCAGUUCCCUGUAUCUUGGAGUCCACUAGCCCAAUCGAAUACAUCGACACGCAGUUUUGUGAGGAAGUCAAAAAAUUGCCUCCCGUUGAACCUCUUGAAGACGACACUGAUGAGAGACUACCCGGGCACAUCCUUCGUUUUGCAGAAGGCAGACGUGAUGGCUAUACUCUUCUCAUUGACACUAGGCGUGGAGUUGUGGUUUUAUGGAAGAAUGACGGCAAUCUUCCUCGUUGGACUGGAAAUUUCGAUGCGGACUUUUACGACGAAAAUGAAGACCCGUAUGGAAAAGAUGGAUGGAAGUGCAUGCCUACCUACCGCAUCAAAACAUUCUUCGAUUUUUGCAUGGAGCAAUAUCUGGUUCUGAACUGGCUGCCGGAUCUCGUUAGCGGCGGUGUGAUUCAGAUAGAUGAUCCUGCAUCACCUAAUGAGAGCCAGUUGAAGAGAAGGCAGAUCAUGAUAGAUGCCGGAUGGCCAGGUGUUGAUGGGCAAGGAACUGAGUGGGACAAGAAGAAGGCGAUGAGGGAAACGGAAGAGGCUCAAGAUGCAUUUGAAAUAUGA